AUGGACGUGGCCACAUGCGCACCUGCACUUCACAUCUGGAUGGAGGCAAAAGUGAAGGAAGAAGUACCCGAUAAGGACUAUCAACCGACCACUACUGAAAGACGAAAAUCCACAACAUCAGGCAAGGAGCAUCGAUCACCAGAACAGGAGGAGACCAGAUCGUCCCCAGCUCCUGGGCCACCGAGUCCACAGAUUAACGGCACCGCAGCGGCUCUAUCGUCAACUGAGUCUCUUUCACCGCCUCUACCAGAAGGUUCCAAGUCGGCACCGGCGCUGCAGCGUCUCCGCAAAUUUGUAUCCGCCCUUCAUCAGUUCGCGAAUGACAUGGGGGCAGAUAUAGGUGAACGUGUGAGACAACUGAUAUUCAACUUAGUUGCUGGAGUGAUGAACAUCGAGGAUUUCCAAUCGGGCGUGCAAGAGUGCACCAACUAUCCUUUGCGCGCGUCUGUUCCCGGUUUCCUGAGGGCUUUGCUUCCUUUGGCACAAAGGGACUUGCACGCGAGAGCUAGGAGAAUGAAACAGACACCACUUCAGUACAUAAGGUCACACGAGCACCUUAUACUGGAGGCACCCGGUGAAGGAGACAUCUUUGCGCAGCACGGCUCCGCUGAAGCUGGAGCGAAGCGCCGAGCCAGCGACCCAUUCUAUGAGGCCCAAACGAACGGUUCUCAUGACGACUACCCUCCACACGCGAAGAGGCCCAGUCUCUUCAACCCUUCUCCGUUCUACCCUCUUCCCAGCAACGCCAGCUUGUUCGAAUACCCCUACCACGGAUACCACCCGCAGGAACAGCCGUUCGAGAGGCGAGAUGGUGGUAUAUCAGUGCGCGAUGUCUCCUCAAUGAAUGCCACACUCCCAGAGCCUCGCCCCCAAGGGUUGCUGAAAAAUGAUGACGAGUGGAAGAACAUCAACACUAUGCUGAACUGCAUCCUAAGCAUGGUCGAGAAGACAAAACGGGCCCUGGCUAUACUGCAGCAAAGAAGCACAGGUGUAGAGCCAGCUGAAAACACAGAUAUAAAACGCGUCGCGAGCGAGAUCAUGGCCGCUGCUGUACGACAGACGGAGGAAAGAGUCGCCGAAGUCCGGAGACGAGCUGAAGAUGCUGUUAAUCAGGUGAAACGCCAAGCUCUGCUGGAGUUACAGCGUGCUGUUGGAGCGGCAGAAUCCAAAGCACUGGAACUGGUUGCAGCGGAACGAGGAAAGGUGGAGAGACGGCACUCGCCCCCGCCGGGCAGAGAUUUGAGUCCCAGCUCCGCGGGACAGCAAUGUUGCUGGAAUUGUGGUCGCAAAGCGCAAGAAACUUGUUCUGGUUGCAAUGCGGCUCGAUACUGCGGCGCCUUCUGCCAGCACAAGGACUGGGAGAACCAUCAUCAGGUCUGCAGCGGCCGCGAUCAAAAACCAUCGGCCAUGUUGCGUUCCUCGCCACCAGCGUCUGCGACCCUCGCGAAAGCCCUCCCCCGUUCUACCACCCCCAUCUCCACAACGCAGGCCACCCCCACCACAACUAUUCCGGACAACAGGCUGUCAAUAACCAGCAUCAACCCUGACAGAUUACUCAACCAAAACAAUCUGACAGGUGCUAAUGAGAGAAUAGCCCUGGCAACACUGUCCACCGCGCAAGGCCUCAUCGGCGCAAUUGGCGGGAAAAAAUGA
Messenger RNA from Leptosia nina, 1653 nucleotides. The record is from the annotation of a GenBank genome assembly. Lineage: Eukaryota; Metazoa; Arthropoda; Insecta; Lepidoptera; Pieridae.